ACAGAUGACAGACACGCACAUAAACAAUAAUUAUUAUGUACACUGUCCGAUGCUGUUGUGUUUGCAUAGAUUGUGGACGUUCCGUGAGAGUCAGUUCGCGGAUCGGUGGUGGCAAAACUGCUACAGCCGGGGAGUAUCCAUGGCAAGCCAUGUUGUGCGGAAGGAACGGCGUCUUCUGCGGAGGAGUGAUGAUCAGCAAGUGCUGCAUUCUGACGGCAGCGCACUGCGUGACAGGGCGAGAUGCAAACAACGAGUUCAACACAAAAAGAGUCUCGAGCCUCAAGAUCUGUCUGGGACGAGCAUGUGGCAACUGCAGCCAAGGAUACUACGAUCCCAAAAACCGAAGAAACAGGAAGGAGGCCCAGUGUUUCAAAGCUCACCGGAUCAAAAUCCAUCCCGGCUAUAUAUACAACGCCACUCACUUAGAGAACGACAUCGCCAUCGUUCAGUUGAGACCCGACAAGUGCAUCAAAUGCGUUACGUCUAGCGCCUCACCGGUUUGCCUGCCUGUGGCGACCCGAGACGCGCCCUAUCUACAGCCUGGAAGUAAAGCGUGGGUGUCAGGAUGGGGGGAGAUCCGCCUAGGACAAGGUCCGUCGCACUGCUUGAGAAAGGGUCGCACGGAAAUCGUUGAGAGAGACAGAUGUAGAGCUUACUACGCGCGAGAAUCGUAUACAAUCAGUAGGAAUCAGAUGUGUGCUCUUAACGAGAAAGGUCCGUGUAACGGAGACGCAGGAAGCCCACUGAUUUUCAGGAAUCAGCAAUAUGAUAACCGAUUUGUGUUGGCUGGUCUAGUGAGUUGGGGAAAGAGUUGUGGACGCAGCGACACCUAUGGAGUUUACUCAGACGUCUCUCAUUUUGUCGACUGGAUUUACCAAAAAUGCACCGAUUAUAAGUAG
Molecule: messenger RNA, 899 nt
Organism: Corticium candelabrum
Lineage: Eukaryota; Metazoa; Porifera; Homoscleromorpha; Homosclerophorida; Plakinidae
Product: transmembrane protease serine 6-like
Exons: 1
Coding region: 36-899 (287 amino acids)
Biological process (GO): proteolysis
Molecular function (GO): serine-type endopeptidase activity
Source: RefSeq, a predicted model, not a curated record